GUAGCUUUGUCUGCUAUUCAUAUAUUUUAUCCACCACGUAUAUAACCGGCAAAAUUGAGAGCGUAUGAUAGCGCAACAAUAAUAUGUGGUGGGGAACUUCGUGAAGUUAGUCGUAUUGCGCGAAUCGAGCAUGAUCUCUCGUUGAACGAAUAAUAAAUAAUGUGAUUAUUAAUCUAGGGAAUUUGUCAGUUAUUCCGCAACGUUCCGAAGCACAUGUUGAAAUACUGUUUCUACUGUUAUAUUCCGUGCGUUUGGUAGCAGACGCAGCCUUUUCUAGGGUAACCGAAGGUGCAAUGAGAAGUUUGUAAAUUUCGUUAUUAUAAGAUUUAAGUUUAUAUAUUAGAAUCAACAUGAUUUCAAAGGCUGCAGUAGGUAUUGCUGUUGGAAUAGCUGGAAUAUUUGUUGGAUACUGCUUUUACUUCGAUCAGAAACGUCGUAGUGAUCCGGAUUUCAAAAAGAAAUUGCGUGAACGUAGGAAAGCUAAGAAGCAAGCUCAAAAAGCUAGUUCAAAGAUUCCAGACUUAAAAGAUCAUGAAGUUGUACAAAAGUUUUUCUUACAAGAGGUUCAACUUGGAGAAGAACUGCUCACAUACGGAGAUAUAGAAGGUGGAAUUGAACACAUAGCAAAUGCAGUCGCAGUUUGUGGACAACCCACACAGUUAUUGCAAGUUCUUCAGAAAACACUGCCACCACAAGUUUUUCAUCUUUUAUUGCAACGAUUACCUGCUAUUAGCCAGAAACUAUCUCAAUCUGCAAUGGCUGAAGAAGAUGUUGAAUAAAAUAAUAUUCAAAAUUACGUUGAAUUUUAAAAUAAAAUCUAACUAUUAGUAA
This is a messenger RNA of Megachile rotundata (alfalfa leafcutting bee), 831 nucleotides long. It is a transcript of the gene Tom20, whose product is annotated as translocase of outer membrane 20. Gene Ontology annotation, cellular component: mitochondrial outer membrane translocase complex. The record is from RefSeq and is a predicted model, not a curated record. Gene Ontology annotation, biological process: intracellular protein transport; protein import into mitochondrial matrix; protein targeting. NCBI's taxonomy places the organism in Eukaryota, Metazoa, Arthropoda, Insecta, Hymenoptera, Megachilidae. Gene Ontology annotation, molecular function: transmembrane protein transporter activity.